AUGGCUCCCAACGGCCACCCAGGUCCUUUGGUCGGUCAAAGAAGACAUGAAGAGUACCAGUAUCUCGACCUUGUACGGGAGAUCAUAGAAACGGGCGAGCACCGACCUGACAGAACAGGUACGGGGACAUAUUCCAUCUUCGCGCCGAGACCACUUAAAUUCAGCCUCCAUAAAGAUGGCGCAACACCCAUCCUCCCCCUCCUCACGACGAAACGCGUCUUCCUCAAGGCAGUGACGGCCGAGCUCCUCUGGUUCAUCGAGGGCAACACGUCAUCCCUAGCGCUGAGCGACAAGGGCGUCAAGAUCUGGGACGGCAACGGGUCGCGCGAGUACCUCGACAGCAUCGGCCUGACGGACCGCGCCGAAGGGGACCUGGGUCCCGUGUACGGGUUCCAGUGGCGGCACUUCGGCGCCGAGUACGUUGACGCCGCCACCGACUACACGGGCCGGGGCGUCGACCAGCUGGCCGAGGUGGUCCACAAGCUGCGCACGAACCCGUACGACCGCCGCAUCAUCCUCUCCGCCUGGAACCCGGGCGACCUGCGCAAGAUGGCCCUGCCGCCGUGCCAUAUGUUCGCGCAGUUUUACGUGUCGUACCCCGGGGCCCGCAGGAGGGCGCCCAGGGACGGAGAGGACGGAGAGGACGGCGACGAUGCCAACGCAAGGGACAAGGACAAGGACAAGGAAAAGGACAAGGGCAACGGACGGGGCAAGGGACACUUGCACUGCCAGCUGUACCAGCGGUCCUGCGAUAUGGGCCUCGGCGUACCGUUUAAUAUUGCCAGCUAUGCGCUGCUCACGCAUAUGCUGGCGCACGUUUGCGAUCUGGUCCCUGGGAGCUUGACGCAUGUCAUGGGAGAUGCGCACGUUUAUUGUGACCACGUGGACGCGCUGCGGGUCCAGCUAGAGCGCGAGCCCCGCGCCUUCCCGAAGUUGGAGAUUACAAGAGAGAAGGGCGGCAGUAUCGACGGAUGGAAGUUAGAGGACUUUGUCGUGAAGGGAUACGAUCCGCAUAAGACGAUUGCGAUGAAGAUGUCUGUUUAA
Molecule: messenger RNA, 1044 nt
Organism: Sodiomyces alkalinus F11
Lineage: Eukaryota; Fungi; Ascomycota; Sordariomycetes; Glomerellales; Plectosphaerellaceae
Product: thymidylate synthase
Exons: 2
Coding region: 1-1044 (347 amino acids)
Biological process (GO): dTMP biosynthetic process
Cellular component (GO): mitochondrion; cytosol
Molecular function (GO): thymidylate synthase activity
Source: RefSeq, a predicted model, not a curated record